AUGUCACUUGGGCCUCUGCGAGUGUCCAACAUAUUCGACUCCGAGUACUCGAGGGUCAAACUCGACCCGGACCCGAUCUGGCCGGACUCGACCCGUACCCGACUACCCGGGUCUGGCCGGACUCGACCCGUGCCCGACUACCCGGGUCUGGCCGGACUCGACCCGAGUCUAGCCGGACUCUACCCGUGCCCGACUACCCGAGUCUGGCCGGACUCAACCCGUGCCCGACUACCCGAGUCUAGCCGGACUCUACCCGAGUCUGGCCGGAUUCGACCCGUGCCCGACUACCCGAGUCUAGCCGGACUCUACCCGAGUCUGGCCGGACACCCGCCGGUUCCUACAAACCGAUUACAUCCGGACUUUGCCGAAAUGGUCCAAAUCGUUACCAGUAUCAAAGAAGUAAAUUCUGGAAUCAUUCGAUUGAAUCUAAAAAAACGUUAUGUGGUGCAAGGAUCCAAUGGAGAGUAUGUUUUGUUGAAUCCAGAUGAACGAAUCAAGCUUGUGAAACAUGUUUUUCAAAUGACACCGAGCGACAAACUCAUCAUAGCUGGAUCGGGUUGUGAGUCGCCACGAGAGACAAUUCUCCUCACAAACAAAAUGGCCGACGCUGGAGCACAGGCUGUCCUCAUUGUGACCCCGCAUUACUACAAAGGUCGCAUGACAAGUGAGGCCCUGACCAAAUAUUACACCAAGGUUGCUGAUGAGAGCAAAGUUCCUGUGAUAUUGUACAGUGUUCCUGCCAACACCAGCAUCGACCUUGACCCUGAGGUCAUAGUCAAACUGUCACAACAUCCAAACAUUGUCGGGGUCAAGGAUAGCGGAGGAGAUAUUUCUAAGAUUGGCAGCUUGGUUCACAGAACAUCAAAAAAUAACUUCCAGGUUUUAUCGGGUUCUGCUAGCUUUCUCCUACCGGCAUAUGUUGUAGGGUGUGUAGGAGGAAUCUGUGCAUUGUCCAAUGUUUUGGGACAGGAGGUGUGUCAACUGGAGAGUCUGUUUAAAAAGGGCAAAAUGGCUGAGGCCAAACUUCUACAGCACAGACUGAUUGCUCCCAACAUGGCGGUGACCAAGCGAUUUGGUGUUGCUGGUUUGAAGAAGUCGAUGGACUGGCUCGGGAUGUACGGUGGCCCGACGAGGUCACCACUUCUGCCAUUGUCGGCAGAAGAAGAGCAGUCACUGCGGAGUGUGUUCCGCGACAACGGCUUUUUGUAAUAAGUGUUAUCAAAGCAUUUUAUAAAAAUACAGCCCAAAUACGAAAACACAUAUUGAUGCAGGGUUCAGCAAAUCUACCAGUUCUUGAUCUGGGCUAGUGGAAACUAUCAACUGUAUUUAAUUACUAUAAUUCAAACAGCACUAACCAAAGCUUCAGUGUGGGCUAGUGACUUUCUCAAUCAUUUGUUCAACACUGAUUGAUGGUGACACAGAAUCAAACAAUUCCGGACAGUUGAUCGUUUGAAAUGGAUAUGUUCAAAUUCUGUAGAAUAGUCUCAACAGAAUUAAUUUAGGGCUGGAUAAUUGUUUUAGGGCGGGAUAAUCAUUUUGGGGAAAUUCUUUAUUAGGGUCUUAAUGUUUUAGCAAAUUUUGAUCAGAGUUGACUUCUAAGUAUUGUUUUAGUAAAAUGUGGCCCGUGAUAAAUGCGAAAAUCUGA
Gigantopelta aegis is the source of this 1645-nucleotide messenger RNA. RefSeq names its product 4-hydroxy-2-oxoglutarate aldolase, mitochondrial-like. The coding region runs from base 1 to 1209 and encodes 402 amino acids. The transcript is spliced from 8 exons. Gene Ontology annotation, biological process: N-acetylneuraminate catabolic process. Gene Ontology annotation, molecular function: N-acetylneuraminate lyase activity; 4-hydroxy-tetrahydrodipicolinate synthase activity. Lineage: Eukaryota; Metazoa; Mollusca; Gastropoda; Neomphalida; Peltospiridae. The record is from RefSeq and is a predicted model, not a curated record.